Molecule: messenger RNA, 1423 nt
Organism: Mangifera indica (mango)
Lineage: Eukaryota; Viridiplantae; Streptophyta; Magnoliopsida; Sapindales; Anacardiaceae
Product: glyceraldehyde-3-phosphate dehydrogenase GAPC2, cytosolic-like
Exons: 12
Coding region: 133-1212 (359 amino acids)
Molecular function (GO): NAD binding; oxidoreductase activity, acting on the aldehyde or oxo group of donors, NAD or NADP as acceptor
Source: RefSeq, a predicted model, not a curated record
UGGGAGUCCCGGUCUCCCGUUCUCUUCCUCUAUAUAUACUAUGAAAGCCCCUUCACUCAUUAGCAACACCUGAAAAACGUCUGAUUUGUCAGAUACACUACGUGACGCAUCUUUGCUUGAUUCUCCAGAAUCAUGGGAAAGGUCAAGAUAGGAAUCAACGGUUUUGGAAGGAUCGGAAGGUUGGUGGCAAGAGUUGCCCUGCAGAGGGAUGAUGUUGAGCUGGUUGCUGUUAACGAUCCAUUCAUCACUACUGAUUACAUGACAUAUAUGUUCAAGUAUGACAGUGUUCACGGUCAAUGGAAGCAUCAUGAAGUUAAAGUGAAGGAUGACAAGACUCUUCUCUUUGGUGAGAAGCCCGUCACCGUAUUCGGUAUUAGGAACCCCGAAGAGAUCCCUUGGCAUGAGACUGGCGCCGAGUACAUUGUGGAGUCAACUGGAGUCUUUACUGACAAGGAAAAGGCUGCUGCCCAUUUGAAGGGCGGUGCUAAGAAAGUCAUCAUCUCAGCCCCUAGCAAGGAUGCUCCUAUGUUUGUUGUUGGUGUUAAUGAGCAUGAAUACAAACCAGAGCUUGACAUUGUGUCCAAUGGCUGUUGCACCACCAACUGCCUUGCUCCCCUGGCAAAGGUUAUUGGCGGUGAGUUUGGCAUCAUUGAGGGUUUUAUGACCACUGUCCACUCCAUAGGCACCAAAAAAACUGUUGAUGGACCAUCAACGGAGGACGGGAGAGGUGGCAGGGCUGCUUCAUUCAACAUUAUUCCUAGCAGUACCGGGGCUGUAAAGGCUGUGGCAAAGGUGUUGGCUUCGCUGGAUGGAAAAUUGACUGAAAUGGCUUUCCGUGUGCCCACUGCCGGUGCCUCGGUGAUUGACCUCACAGUGAGGCUGGGGAAGAAUGCUUCUUAUGAUGAAAUUAAAGCCGCUAUCAAGAAGGCUUCUAAGGGAAAACUAAAGGGUAUUCUGGGAUACAUUGAAGAUGAUAAGGUUUCUACUGUCGCUGUUGGUGACAACAGGUCUUGUAUCGUACAUGCCAACGCUGGUGGCGCUCUGGGCAAUAACUCUGUGAAGCUUGUCGCAUGGUACAACAGUGAUUGGGGCUCCAGCACACGUGCGGUUGAUCUGAUUGUUCACAUGUCAAAGAUCGACAAAGCGGCAGGCCCAUCAUCUAUGCCUGCAGCCGGCUUGAAGGCAGUGAAGCGUCUUUUCCGUCUCAAGUAGAGACAGCUGGGUUCACAUAAAUAUGUUUUGAAAACAAUAUUUAGGAGUUCGACCUGUUUCUUCUCUUGGUUAGGGUUAUCUACUUAUCUCUUUUCCUGUUCACGAGAAAGCUUGGUUUGAAAACGUGGGGUUUGCUUUAUAGUAUUGAAAACAUGGGGAUUGGUGUUGUAGUUUUGUUCAGUUGGAAUAAAAUACCAGUUGUUUGACUGUC